UUGAAAUAUUCGCGGAGGAAAGCGGCGGAGUUGAGAAAACUUCAGUCCGCCUGCUGCGACAGCGGGGCCGGCGUGGAGUCCCGCAGGAGUCCCGGUGGCGUCCCGGAGGACCGGGGGGCUGAGCCAUGGGCAUCCUGGCGGUGAUACGGAAGGAGUGGUUCAUCAUCGGCAUCGUACUGGUCAUCCUAUCCGCCAAAGUGCAGCCCAGCUUCGGAGUCAGAGGAGGUCCGUUGAAGCCGGAGGUCACCGUGGCGUACGUCGCCGUCGCCCUCAUCUUCUUCAACAGCGGCCUGUCGCUGAAAUCCGAGGAGCUGACCAGUGCUCUGUUUCACGUCCGCCUCCACCUAUUCGUUCAGUCCUUCACGCUCGUCUUCUUCCCGCUCGCCGUCUGGCUGCUGCUCAGAGUGCUGGCGUUCACCGCCAUCGACCAAUGGCUGCUCAGAGGGUUACAAACGGUGAGCUGCAUGCCCCCCCCGGUCUCCUCCGCUGUGAUCCUCACCAAGGCCGUCGGAGGAAACGAGGCAGCUGCAAUCUUCAACUCAGCAUUUGGAAGCUUCUUGGGGAUCAUAGUGACUCCAGGACUGCUGCUCCUGUUUCUCGGCUCCUCCUCCUCCGUCCCCUUCUCCUCCAUCUUCUCGCAGCUCUUCAUGACGGUGGUGGUCCCGCUGGUCCUGGGCCAGGCGUGCCGGAGCUUCCUGCGGGAGUUCCUGGACCGGCGAAAGCCUCCGUUCGGCACCGUCAGCAGCGCCGUCCUGCUCAUGAUCAUCUACACCACCUUCUGUGACACCUUCAGCAACCCCAGCAUCCAGCUGGACCCCACCAGCCUGCUGCUGGUGGUCCUGAUCAUUUUUGCGAUCCAGAUCAGCUUCAUGCUGCUCACCUUCACCUUUUCUACCAGGUCGGGCUCAGGAUUCACCCCCGCCGACACCGUGGCCAUCGUCUUCUGCUCCACCCACAAGUCCCUGACGCUCGGAAUCCCCAUGCUGAAGAUCGUGUUCGCAGGCUACCAGCACCUCUCCCUCAUCUCCGUCCCUCUGCUCAUCUACCACCCGGCUCAGAUCCUGCUGGGAUCCAUCCUCGUCCCGACCAUCAAGACCUGGAUGAACAGCCGCCAGAAGGAGGUGAAGCUGACGGCGCUGGAGCCCGUUUGACCAACCAGAGGACGACCACGGCGGGGGAGGGGGGCGUGGCCACAAUACGUGCCUUGUUACAACCAAUCAACGAAGACCUCAACGCGGCGGACGCUCGCCUCGACGUGUUUCUACAGAGUUUUCCAUCAUAUAGUGUUUUAUAUUUAAAAAGAAGCUUUAUUUUUCUAUGAAUACCUGAAUGGACCAGGAGGGGGGCGGGGUCUGUGCCUGAAGGGGCGGAGUUACCGGGACCAUCGAUGCUUCUUUUUUUUAUUCUUUUCUUCUAGCUGUUACUGCUGGAAGCUUUGUUACAGAUUGAACUGAAGCUGGGUUUGGGGAUCCAGCAAAGCGAAGGGCUCUUCCAGACGUUCUGAAGUCCCACCCGAGCCGUGAGGUAGGGACUCGAACCCACAGGUCAAAUCAUCUUCCAUCUGUUUACUUCUCGAUCGAACAAUCACCAGAGGUCAAGGCUCUCGUAAGCCAACGGGAAAGGCUAAAAUUGUUACGUUUAUUCUAACAAUCAGGUCACAAUAUCAAGCUGUAUGCAGAUGAUCCUGUUUCUUCUAUAUCUGAGUGUUUCUGUUACCAUGACACCAAAGUUCUGUUUCCUUUAAAGAGUUUGAGGUCUGACUGGG
Salarias fasciatus (jewelled blenny) is the source of this 1765-nucleotide messenger RNA. RefSeq names its product sodium/bile acid cotransporter 7. Lineage: Eukaryota; Metazoa; Chordata; Actinopteri; Blenniiformes; Blenniidae. Gene Ontology annotation, cellular component: plasma membrane. The transcript has 11 exons. Bases 126 to 1151 code for a protein of 341 amino acids. The record is from RefSeq and is a predicted model, not a curated record.